Populus trichocarpa (black cottonwood) is the source of this 1797-nucleotide messenger RNA. RefSeq names its product guanylate kinase 2. The transcript has 11 exons. Gene Ontology annotation, cellular component: cytosol. Gene Ontology annotation, molecular function: GMP kinase activity. Lineage: Eukaryota; Viridiplantae; Streptophyta; Magnoliopsida; Malpighiales; Salicaceae. Gene Ontology annotation, biological process: purine nucleotide metabolic process. The record is from RefSeq and is a predicted model, not a curated record. The coding region runs from base 331 to 1542 and encodes 403 amino acids.
GGUCUUGUAGUUUCGUGAAUGAACACGACCCAUAAGCCACCACCUUCUCUCUUUUUCUCUCUAAAAAGCCCUCUCUCUCUCUCUCUAACCGCCUACAGAUAUGAACACCAGCCUCUUCAAAUGCAAUUUGUCUUCCAGCUUCUUCUCGUAUCCUAAGGUCGUUCUUCUUUGACAAAGAAAAAAAAACCUAUCGCAUAGUACCCUUCAUAAAGAACAAAACUUGAACUCCCUUGACAAAUAUCACCAGCUUGACAUUCAAAGAUUGUUUCUUUCUGAAUCUUUUUUGCUUAUAUACUCAGGAGGAUCUUGCAUUGGAGACAUAGUUGCUCCAUGGGAGAAGCUCCAGCUUUCAUUGUGGAUGAUCUGCAGAAUCAGAUUGGAUUUGAAAAUGGAUUUGGCUCAAAAUUCAAAGGCUGCAAAACCACCACAACUAUCGGCGAUAAAACUUAUGUCAUUGGUGGCAACGAUGAGUCAACAUUGCCUGUUGAAGUUCGAAUUUUUGACAAAGCUACUGGCAAUUGGGUAACUCCUAUCGUGCUGGGAUCAAAACCUAACUCAUGUAAAGGUCUCUCGGCCAUAUCAUUGAAUGAUGAUCGUAUUUUGAUAGUUAAUAAGGGGUCCGCCCCUGAUGACUGCAUUUUGUUUCUUGAGGUGGACACUUGGUUUGUCAGGGAGCAGAAAAAAAUUCGGGGGACUGAGGUUGUUGCCUGGAGUAAGGGGGUAUGGGGCGAUGCUGAGAAGCCAGUUGUCAUAAGUGGUCCUUCUGGAGUGGGUAAAGGAACAUUAAUAUCCAUGCUUAUGAAGGAAUUCCCAUCUAUGUUUGGGUUUUCUGUUAGCCACACAACCCGUGCACCAAGAGGCAUGGAGAAGGAUGGGGUUCAUUACCAUUUCACCGAGCAAAGUAUUAUGGAGAAAGAGAUAAAAGAUGGGAAAUUCGUUGAGUAUGCUUCUGUUCAUGGAAAUCUGUAUGGGACCAGUAUUGAAGCUGUUGAGGUGGUAACUGAUGCGGGGAAGAGGUGCAUUCUUGACAUCGAUGUUCAAGGAGCAAGAUCAGUGAGGGCUAGUUCUCUGGAAGCAAUCCUCAUCUUUAUUUGUCCCCCCUCAAUGGAGGAGCUUGAGACUCGCCUCCGCUCAAGACGUACUGAGACAGAGGAGCAGAUCCUUAAGCGACUCCAAAAUGCAGAGGUGGAGAUGGAGCAAGGAAAAUCAUCGGGCAUCUUUGAUCAUAUCUUGUAUAACGAUAAUCUGGAUGACUGUUAUGAGAGUCUUAAGAAACUUCUUGGGAUAGAUGGAGCUGCAGCAGCUACCCAGAUAUCAGCACCCCAAGGGAUUGAUCUGCCCGCAGACCGUUCAGUUUCGAAAAUGGAUAACAAGAUUAUCAUAAACUAUGGAACUCCAGAACUAGAGAAAGCAUCAAAGAGCUUGAUAGUACUGGAUGUAUCCUCACUCAAGGGAGGGGCUCCUGGACGAACAAGAGGGCUUGACGUGUAUGCCACUGACUCAUUUUCAGAUGACUUGAAUGGGAUCAAUCAACCAAGCUAACGACUCCAGCCUCAUAGAUUCUAACAUGCUUUCACGAACUUCAAAAUCUCCCAGCUGUCUCUGCUUUAUAUUCUUAAGAAAGGGAACGGUGACUAAGCUCGAAACAUGAUUUUUUGUAAUAAUCCCUUGUCUUGAUAUCAUCUCCAUUUUUUUUCAUUAUUUGCCUGUUUUAGAAAGGAGACGACUUGGAUUAAUGUUUGAACAGUUAGUCAAGUACUAUUCCCUCGCCGGCAAUGAGAUGAUUUAUGAUUUGUA